Messenger RNA from Saimiri boliviensis boliviensis (Bolivian squirrel monkey), 6114 nucleotides. Lineage: Eukaryota; Metazoa; Chordata; Mammalia; Primates; Cebidae. The record is from RefSeq and is a predicted model, not a curated record.
AGCUGAUGCUGGGCUGCCAGACAGCUGGUGACUUUCCCUUCUCAAGGCAGAUCUAGGAUUGGGCUUCAGAUUAGAAGUCAAGCAGAAGACGGGUCAGAGACCAGCAUGUGGGUGGAGAUUCUGGAGGAGCCACCUCCCCCGGGGUGAGGCUCGGGUGAGCUGAGGACACGUCUGGGCAGGUGUCCUGGGGUGAGGCCCCUUGCUCCAGCUGACCUCGAAGCAGGCAGUUGCCUGGGAGGAGCAGAGCCCAGGCGUGAUGGUUCUGGCCCUGGGGUUGGCAGUCCCCUCUGUGGCCGGUUGUCCCUGCCAGUGUGGUCCUGUGAGUGUGCAGGGCAGGCCUGAGCACAGAGGUGGUUGCUGCUCACACCUGAGGGUGCAGCUCUGCACUGGCUGAAGUCACCGUCUGUGCCUGCACUGGCCAGAGCUUCACUGUCUUCUCUUCCCAAACUUGACACCUUUGAAGGGUCCUGUCCCCAGGUGUCCCCGGGGCUGCCCUCUUGUUGCCUAUGCUGUAGGGCCCUUUCACACCUCAGCUCCUGCCUCCCAGAGAGCACCCAGUGCCCACAGGCAGCACCGGACACUGUGGUGGAGUCAGCCACUGCCUGUCAUGCCAGGUCCUGCUGUGACCCCUGAUUUCCAUUUGGGAAAGCUGAGGCUUGCUUGGGGCAUAGGUGGUGGAGACACGGCCUGAGUGACAGCCUGGGCUGUCCCCAGUGGCCUCCCUGUACCAGCUCCUGCUCCCUGGCUCUCCCUGCACCCGUGCACAGGGCCAGCUUGAUGGGUCCAAAGACAUCUCCAGAGCAGAAACCAGAGUCCACAGGACUCUCCGGCUACCCACCCAGCCCCUCCACACCAGGCUCCACAGGCAGCCAGAGUGGACUCCAACGUGCAUGAGGCCAGUGGCCCCCUUCACCCUCCUCGCCCUCAGCCUCCUCAAGCGCCCUGCCCCCGGCCCCCCAGCUGGUCCUGGGAUUCGAUGCAGCUUUGGGUGUCCCUGAUGGGGCUGGGCCUGGGCUGGCAGCUGUGAUGCUGCUGCAGUGACUCAGAUGCUGUGUGACCCCAAGCAGUCAGGCCCUCCAUGGGCCACAGUUUCCCCCUAUACUGAGGGGCCAGCAGAGGGGAGACACUGUUGGGAUCCCCCCCGAGGGGCUUUCUGGGAACAAGAGCCCACUGUGCGCCUGGGGAAGGCCUGGACACUGAGCCACUGUCUCUGCGAGGGCAAUGUGCUGCUCCCCGGCCAGACUCUUUGUCCCGCCUGGGCCUGCCCCUCCCCACGCCUCCUCUGGCUCUUCCUUUGUGAAUCCCACCCACUUGAGGCCCAGAUGGGGAUCUAGGCACACAGGGGUGGGGCAGGCCAGAACACCCAGCACUGGGAGCAGGGUGAGUCCUCUGCCCACCUGCGGAACCUCUGCCUGCACUGCUAGCACAGGAGGGUUUUUUGGGGAAGUGAGGAACCCCAGGAGAACUGGAUGUACAGGCAUGGUAGCUGGUGCCUCCCGCAUGGGCUGAGCACUCUGCUGUUUGCUGGGGCCGACUUUGGGCCCCAGGCUGAGACGUACUGGGGAGGUCAGGUUCCCUGUACACGCUCGCACUGCCCAGCUCUUCUCACCUCCUAACUGUUCCUGUCCGCACCUGCUCGUGCCAGACAGCUCCUCUUCCCAGACCCGGUCAAGGGGUCAUCUUGAGUAAUCCUUCAUUACCCUAGAUACGGACCCAGUGGCCUGGGUUCUGCAGCGAUCAGUGUUCACCCAGCAGUGGCUUCAGAGCAGGCCAGUCCUGAGCCCUGUGGAACCAGCAGUGACAGGACAGUGGCCCAUCACGUGUGAAUGAACUCCCUUGCUGUGCUGUGCUGUGUUGUGUCUGGGAAUCCAGGCCAAGACCACCUUCGGGGAGUGGGGCAGCCUGAGGAUGCAGGUCCUCGAACACAUGGGAGGGCGUGCAAGGCGCAGGUGCAGGCUCUGAGGGAAGGGAGUCAGCUGUGAGGAGCCACGGAAGUCAUGGAUGUGUGUGAGCUGAUCAGCUGGCAAAGGUCUCUGUUGGCAGAGUUCGCUCACACUCCUGAAUGAAGAACCACCUGGGUGCGGCCUAGUGCUGCUGGGCACAGGUAGAGACUCCUGGAGAGGAUGGACCCCUGGAUUCAGCCUGCUGGUUCCUGGCAGUGGCCCCCGUCUCUGCUCUGGGCCCAGCCCCUCUCUGGCCCCAUAAUGGCCUCACUGGGAACAUUCGUCCAUGUUCUGGGUGAGAACACGCUGGGAGUGUACACAGGAUGCUGUCCCAGCACUGUGGGUUCUGGAAGCCCCUUCCCGAGCACCACCUGGUUUCCCAAUGUGCCUGACACGGUCUGAAAUUGCACCCUUAGAGUCUGAGACUCAGAGGCAGCCCUCCUGGCUCUUCCUCUCCAGCAGGGUGAUCGUACUGCUAUCCGUAUGCUCUGUAGAGGGAGGGCUUGGGGAUGAUCAGGAAAUUGAGCUGUGACUCCUUGAUGCUGUGGGUGGGCUGUAUCCAGGACACGCAGGUCUGGGCUGCGUUUGGGCCACAAUUCAGAUGCAGAACGGUCUCCCAGAGGGACCUUGGCCCACCCAGUUCUUAUCAGGACGCCUUCCUGUCUGACCCUGUGGCACUCGGGGGGUCUGCAUGGGCCACGGGCCUAGGAGGGACUCCCAGAGAUGUGGAGGUAGCUGCUACCCUUGGCCCCUGCACCUGAUUCCAGGCCAAGUGAGGGCCAGGGAGAGGAGCUCAGCCUUAGGGGGCCUUGUGGAUGGAACAAGCCCUGAGCAUCAUGCAUGGAGAGCUUCCCAACGCUUUCCCCCCAUCUCUCACCUGGGAGCUGAAGUGCACAGUCAGCUCAGAGAAGGGGCUGGAGUGUGAGGUGUGGGGUAAGAGCCAGCAGAAGGCAUCCCUGAAGGACCCUCUUCUACCUGUGUCUGUUCUGGUCCAUGUAGGACCAGUAGGGGCUGUGAGCAGCAUUCCCAACCUUUCCCUGGUGGUUCAGGGUCGGAGGAGGCCGUGUGCAUCGUCCUGGGCCCGUCCCUGGCAGUAAAGGUCGGAGGAGGCCGUGUGCACCGUCCUGGACCCAUUCCUGGCGGCCCGCCUCGCUCUGCUGGGAACCAUGAGUGAGGCCCGCCGGGACAGCACGAGUAGCCUGCAGCGCAAGAAGCCGCCCUGGCUAAAGCUGGACAUUCCCUCUGCAGCGCCCCCGACAGCAGAAGAGCCCAGCUUCCUGCAGGUAGGCCCCGGCCAGCAGGGGCUGUGGGUGCCCCCUGCCCACCACCCUCACUGUGACCCUGUUGCCCAGCCCCUGAGGCGACAGGUUUUCCUGAGGAGUGUGAGUAUGCCAGCUGAGACAGCCCACAUCUCUUCACCCCACUGUGAGCUCCGGCGGCCGGGGCUGCAGCGCCAGACGUCCAUCACACAGACCAUCCGCAGCAGCCGACAAGUACACUUCAGGCGCAUCCACACUCUACCCCUCUUGGGUCCCUGGGCUGCCCGCAGGGCCCUCCCACAGCGCCAGUCUCUCUCUUGGUCCCUGCUCAGGGGGGCCGCUGACUGGUUUGGAGUGAGCAAGGAGAGUGACAGCACCCAGAAAUGGCAGCGCAAGAGCAUCCGUCACUGCAGCCAGCGCUAUGGGAAGCUGAAGCCCCAGGUCCUCCGGGAGCUGGACCUGCCCAGCCAGGACAACGUGUCGCUGACCAGCACCGAGACACCACCCCCACUCUAUGUGGGGCCAUGCCAGCUGGGAAUGCAGAAGAUCAUAGAUCCCCUGGCGCGUGGCCGGGCCUUCCGGGUGGCAGAUGAUACUGCGGAAGGCCUGAGUGCCCCGCACACUCCUGUCACGCCAGGUGCUGCCUCCCUCUGCUCCUUCUCCAGCUCCCGCUCAGGUUUCCACCGGCUCCCGCGGCGGCGCAAGCGAGAGUCGGUGGCUAAGAUGAGCUUCCGGGCAGCCGCGGCACUGAUGAAAGGCCGCUCUGUUAGGGAUGGCACCUUGCGCCGGGCACAGCGUCGAAGCUUCACUCCCGCCAGCUUUCUGGAGGAGGACACGACUGAUUUCCCUGAUGAGCUGGACACGUCCUUCUUUGCCCGGGAAGGUAUCCUCCAUGAAGAGCUGUCCACCUACCCGGACGAAGUUUUUGAGUCCCCAUCAGAGGCAGCACUCAAGGACUGGGAGAAGGCGCCGGAGCAGGCGGACCUCACGGGCGGGGCCCUGGACCGCAGUGAGCUUGAGCGCAGCCACCUGAUGCUGCCCCUGGAGCGAGGCUGGCGGAAGCAGAAGGAGGGCGCCGCAGCCCCGCAGCCCAAGGUGCGGCUCCGACAGGAGGUGGUGAGCAGCGCGGGGCCGCGGCGGGGCCAGCGCAUCGCGGUGCCGGUGCGCAAGCUCUUCGCCCGGGAGAAGCGGCCGUAUGGGCUGGGCAUGGUGGGACGCCUCACCAACCGCACCUACCGCAAGCGCAUCGACAGCUUCGUCAAGCGCCAGAUUGAGGACAUGGACGACCACAGGCCCUUCUUCACCUACUGGCUCACCUUCGUGCACUCGCUCGUCACCAUUCUGGCCGUGUGCAUCUACGGCAUCGCCCCCGUGGGCUUCUCGCAGCAUGAAACGGUGGACUCGGUGCUGCGGAACCGCGGGGUCUACGAGAACGUCAAGUACGUGCAGCAGGAGAACUUCUGGAUUGGUCCUAGCUCGGAGGCCCUCAUCCACCUGGGCGCCAAGUUUUCGCCCUGCAUGCGCCAGGACCCGCAGGUGCACAGCUUCAUUCGGGCAGCGCGCGAGCGCGAGAAGCACUCGGCCUGCUGCGUGCGCAACGACAGGUCGGGCUGCGUGCAGACCUCGGAGGAGGAGUGCUCGUCCACGCUGGCAGUGUGGGUGAAGUGGCCCGUCCAUCCCAGUGCCCCAGAGCUUGCCGGCCACAAGAGACAGUUUGGUUCUGUCUGCCACCAGGAUCCCAGGGUGUGUGAUGAGCCCUCCUCUGAAGACCCCCAUGAGUGGCCAGAAGACAUCACCAGGUGGCCGAUCUGCACCAAAAACAGUGCCGGGAACCACACCAACCAUCCGCAUAUGGACUGUGUCAUCACAGGGCGGCCCUGCUGCAUCGGCACCAAGGGCAGGUGUGAGAUCACCUCCCGGGAGUACUGUGACUUCAUGAGGGGCUACUUCCAUGAGGAGGCCACGCUCUGCUCUCAGGUGCACUGCAUGGAUGAUGUGUGUGGGCUCCUGCCUUUCCUCAACCCUGAGGUGCCUGACCAGUUCUACCGCCUGUGGCUGUCCCUCUUCCUGCACGCCGGGAUCCUGCACUGCCUGGUGUCCAUCUGCUUCCAGAUGACCGUCCUGCGGGACCUGGAGAAGCUGGCAGGCUGGCACCGCAUAGCCAUCAUCUACCUGCUGAGUGGUGUCACUGGCAACCUGGCCAGUGCCAUCUUCCUGCCGUACCGAGCAGAGGUGGGUCCAGCUGGCUCCCAGUUUGGCAUCCUGGCCUGCCUCUUUGUGGAGCUCUUCCAGAGCUGGCAGAUCCUGGCACGGCCCUGGCGUGCCUUCUUCAAGCUGCUGGCUGUGGUGCUCUUCCUCUUCACCUUCGGGCUGCUGCCCUGGAUCGACAACUUUGCCCACAUCUCGGGGUUCAUCAGUGGCCUCUUCCUCUCCUUCGCCUUCUUGCCCUACAUCAGCUUCGGCAAGUUCGACUUGUACCGGAAACGCUGCCAGAUCAUCGUCUUUCAGGUGGUCUUCCUGGGCCUCCUGGCUGGCCUGGUGGUCCUCUUCUACGUCUAUCCUGUCCGCUGCGAGUGGUGCGAGUUCCUCACCUGCAUCCCCUUCACUGACAAGUUCUGUGAGAAGUACGAACUGGAUGCUCAGCUCCACUGAGCUGGCUGCGGGCUCCCGCAGAGCAGAGCCAGACACCACAGCCCUGAGCCUCACAGGCGAGCGGGCGUCACCUGCUGCGCGAGGGAACUGGCCUGUUUCCCGAACACAGACCUCGUGUGCCUUGUUCACUCUGCUGAACCCUUCGUACUGCCGGGCACUUAUUAUACAUCUUCCUGUGAUAACCUUCUUAUUUGCCUCUUGACGACCACCUCACGUGGCCAAUAAAUGGACCGGGAGCGUUUUAGCUGCCAUUAACCUGA